This is a messenger RNA of Hydra vulgaris (swiftwater hydra), 1069 nucleotides long. The record is from RefSeq and is a predicted model, not a curated record. NCBI's taxonomy places the organism in Eukaryota, Metazoa, Cnidaria, Hydrozoa, Anthoathecata, Hydridae.
UAAAUAAGUUUUUACAUGCAUUUUCUUUGCACAUACCAAAUUUUAUUGAAAAAUAUUGUGUAGCAGAUAGUUAAAUCAAUUUAGCACUUUUAGUACCUAAUUUCUGUUUUUCCGAUUUUUUUUAGCGGAUUUCCCGUCUCAUUAUUUUGAGUAGGGUUAGGCAAACAAUUUUUUGUUGGUUUUUUUUACAGAAACGUAUAUACACAUAGUAUAUUUUCAGAAAGAAGAAGAGUUAGGCUUGUUUUUUGUGUUAUUUUUUUACAUGAUUGUCAUACCUUUUUUUUUACUAUUUUGCUCAUGAAAAUCAUUUUGAUGUUUACUUGUUCAAUUAUUGUUGAAGGAAUCUAUAUUCCGCUUUUUUGAUUUUUUAAAUAAGUUUCUACAUGCUUUUCUUUUGCACCUGCCAAAUUUCAUGAAAAAAUAUUAUGUAGCAAUUAGUUAAUUCAGUUAAACACUUUUGGUACCUAAUUUCUGUUUUCAAAAAUAGCCGAGGUGGGGCUGAGGGGGAGAGAGUUUUUUUUUCUUUAAAAAUGUUUAUUGCAUAUUGUUUCACUUAGAUUGUUAGUAAUUAAAAAAAUGAAUAUUAUAAAUGAACUGGGUAAUCAAACAGAUACUUCAUCGUCAUCUGAUGCAGUUGUUUUAUCAACAUCUGCCAGUGGCAAAUUUUUUCAGAUCUGUAUAGAGUUAAUGUCGAAAUCAAAGUUAUUUUGGUUAAUUUUUUUACCUUUAGCUUUGUCACCAUCUGCUAUGGUUGUUCCAUCUACAUCUGAAACAGUUGUUUCAUCAACAUCUACCACAUUUAGAAAGUUUAAAAGCUAUUUCUUUGUUCACUUUGUAUGUAAUAUGUGUAUCUGCAUCUACAUCUGCUUUGGUUGGGUUUAUAUAAAAUGCUUCAUAAUGCUUUGAAAUCUUAACUAUCAUUGAAAAGAUGAAUUUAUACAAACACUUAUCUGCAAAACAACUUGAAGAUUUAGAUGAUGUGAUGUCUGAAAGAAUUGCUGGCAGAAAACUCUGUCAUGAAUGGUAUGAUACUGACUCAUCAAAGUCUAUCAUUUAUGAUGGUAGACUA